AGCUCUUUCUAACCUCAAGAAUCUAUCAAUAGCUACCUUACUCGAAGCUUCCCGUGAGAAAAGCAGAAUCAUUAAGGAACGCGACGAGACACACUUAUACUUGACUGGAGAGCGAAAUAAGGACUAUUGGACGCAACAAAUAAGGGAAAUUCUUAUUCGACUUACACUAUUGCAACAGGCAGCGCGCGCAAUUACAGCACAGAGACCCUAGAUUAAGAUGGCUUCGUUGUACCCACCAAUGUCACCUACUAUGAGUAGGAAGAAAGCUCUUGUUGUUACUGAUCCGCCAAAGUUCGAUCUUGAAAGCUACAUUGCGAAUUAUAAAGGCAGAACCAGACUUGAGCGACUCUAUCUCAUCGGCAUCACCUCCACCUUUCUCGGCGUCGAAGCUCUAAAAAUGCUAAUUAAAGAAGCAAAGGGAGGAAAGGAUGUUACGAUUUACAUGGAUGCAUGUACUGCUAUGACCAGAAUUGCGCCAAGUGAACCAGAGGCUGUCAGAGAUGAUCAAUGGAUUGAUGCUACAAAUAAGUCCAACGCUGCGGAGGCUGCAAGCUUGGAAGCACAGUUGAAAGGCUAUAAGAAUAAUCUAAUCAAGGAAAGCAUUCGGAUGGGAAAUGAAGAUUUAGGAAAACAUUAUGAAGCUACAGGUCAACUUGCACUUGCAUUCGAAGCUUAUUCUCGUAUGCGACAAGAUAGCAAUAUGUCAAGACACGUAAUCGAUGUUUCUAAACAUAUCAUUGAAGUUUCUAUUGAAAGAAAGGAAUAUAUCGCAGUUCUUUCCAACGUUCAAAAGAUGAGAGGAACAGUUGUUGGCGCAGAUGAUGAGAAGGUUAUUAAACCAUUUUGCCAUGCAGCUGAAGGUAUCGCACAAAUGCAUGCUGGGCAAUAUGCUGCUGCUGCACAAACUUUCUUGCAGACACCUCCAGGAAUGGGUUUGACUUACAAUACAAUCAUCAGUCCUAACGAUAUUGCUGUCUAUGGAGGUCUUUGCGCUUUAGCCACUAUCGAUCGUAACAAAUUACAAAAGACAGUUCUCGAGAACUCCGAUUUCCGCGCCUACCUCGAAAUGGAGCCACAUAUUCGUCGUGCCAUUCAGGCAUUUGUCGGUAGCAAAUAUUCGGCAUGUUUAGAGAUUCUGGAGUCUUACAAGGCUGAUUAUCUACUUGAUAUUCAUUUGCAAAAGCAUGUUGAUGAGCUUUACACACGAGUUAGAAGCAAGAGCAUCGUUCAAUACUUCAUUCCAUUCAGUUGUGUUACGUUUGAGACAUUGCACAAGAACUUCGCUCCACCUGGAAAGAACAUUGAAAAGGAAUUGGCAGAGAUGAUCAAAUGUGGCGAGCUGGAUGCUAGAAUCGAUCUCGUUGCUAAGACCCUUGUAUCAACGCCCAAAGCCAACCGUCAAGAAGUUCAACAAGAAGUUCUCAAGACUACAAAGCAAGUCGAACGUGAAGCUAGACAACAUUUGCUACGUAUGAACAUCGUCGCUUCGGAUAUGGAAGUCAGAUCACAUAGAGAAGGUGGUAGAAGAGGCAUGGGUGGCGGAUUGGCUGGCGAAUUAUUUAGUGGUAAUUAAGGGAAGUGUCGACGAGGGGCUGGUGACAUGAUGAUACGAUACGAUACGAUGAAAAUGGCGUUUAUGAUUGAUAGGGGCCGAGGCUGAUUCUCAUUUGGGGCGGCGUCUAUGGUUCGGGGUAGGUAUUUACGGGGAAGGGUUAUUCAUGUGCGUUGCAUGAUAGGUACUUACGGGCUAUUUUAUGUUCUCAGUUCUAUCGGUUGAAAGAUGAGAAAUUAGAUAGAUGGUUGUUAAUUCUUAGACAUAGAGGAAUACUAUGACUUAUGAAUCU
This is a messenger RNA of Botrytis sinoallii, 1844 nucleotides long. RefSeq lists its product as uncharacterized. Lineage: Eukaryota; Fungi; Ascomycota; Leotiomycetes; Helotiales; Sclerotiniaceae. Gene Ontology annotation, cellular component: COP9 signalosome. The record is from RefSeq and is a predicted model, not a curated record. Bases 218 to 1573 code for a protein of 451 amino acids. The transcript is spliced from 5 exons.